AUGCGAAGGGAUAAGAUAGCUUUUCAGAAAGAUAAGAAGGUCAACAAAUUGUAUACUGUUAGCGUGAUAAUGCCAGCGAAAAAAAAUGUAGAAAAGAACUCUGCGUCACAACAAGAAAUACCCAUGCCGCCAGUCGGCUUACCCCCAAACCGGAAAGCUUAUACUUGCACUGAGUUUAUUAUUCAACAGCUCCUCCAAAUAAUUGAGACCUCGAUUGAUAGCAAGGUUUGUGCGAAUAAAACAGCAUUGCUAAGCGAAGAGGAAUUAACCUUGGCACUCACAUCUUGCGCAGCGAAUGCCCUUCACAAUACCAAUAGUGUUCACCCGUCGGACGACGUGCCACGCACAUACUGGGUAGACCUUGGUCAGCAGAUUGAGGUCGAUCGAUGGGUAGAGUUCUCACGCUACUGUGCUGCCAAUGGGUUUCGUCCGCUCAAGGCUAAGCACUUAAUGGAGUGUCUGUUGAGUUUCAAACAGCUUAUUGAGCAGGGGAAAUUGCAUGAGGAAGACAAAACCGGGGAGGGGAGGAAAUGUAUAACUACUCAUCAACAGACCUCACAAGCAUCGCCGACAAAUGAUAACACGUUGUCAUCAUCACCAAACGGAUCUGACAUGCUUGCAAAUACUUCCAAAGGAGAAGAAAUAAUUACCACAGCUGUCGAGGUGGGAUUACCACCGACUCCAUUUUGGAUGCAAAUUCAACAGCACCUCAAAGACUUUGUAACGAGGGAAAUUGAUCUGGGCUACAAAUGGGAACGGGUUCAUCACUCUGUGGACGCAUUUUCUGGGGUUUCCCCCGUAGGGGCAGGCCCCAUGUCAAGUGUUUCAACACAGCGCUUGGACGAAGAGGCAGGAUUUGGCUUGGAGAAGCCUCCAGCUGCAGCAGCAAUUGUCAAAAGGAAGGGCAAGUCGGAAAAGCCGACUCGCCAGCAGCAAUUGCUUCAGCAGCAACAAGAGCAGCUGGAUGAGGAAAGACGGCAAAUUGCAGCAUCGAUGUCAGCAUCCAUGCCCAGCGAGAACAUUUAUCUCACACCAGACGAAAUACCUGAUUUCGUAAACUAUUUAUACCGAGGCUUGUUACAACAUUCGGCGCUCUAUCAGUAUCUAUCAAAGUAUCCACAGACUAUAGAAAAUAAGGUAGAGGAGUUUCAAACAGGAUCAACAGAUUCUUUUCUUCUACUCUUAGAGGAGCCCAUGCCCAUUCCGCCCUUGAACCUUUCUACUGAGAUGCUCUCCACAUAUUCUGCAACAGUGGAACCAGCACCAUCAAUUCCCAUAAAAAAUGGUCGUGCCAAUACGUUUGCUGCCACGCUUAACAGUAAUACAGUUUCUUCAACUGUGGAGGCUACAGGGACACUCUCCCCUUUGCCAGGCAAAGGACUUGAGGCGGGAUCCCGCGAGAAAGUUUCAAAAUCCCCAUUAGAUCUAUUCCAAGACAUGCAGAAGCAGGAAAUCGAUAGACUUGCUAUUAAAUAUCAUGAGGAGAUAGCAAAGGAAGAGCGCCGUGCCCGCGCUGAACAAAUUGAAAAAGAGAUGACACUGUUUUUUGAGAUGUAUGGUACUCAAAAGGCUGUGGAUGAUAUUUAUACAAGCAUUGAUUCUGAGGUUCGACAACAACAGUGGCGCAUUCUGCAACGGGUCAAGGCGCUUGAAGUGGCUUUGGGCAUCAAUUAA
Molecule: messenger RNA, 1674 nt
Organism: Phytomonas sp. EM1
Lineage: Eukaryota; Euglenozoa; Kinetoplastea; Trypanosomatida; Trypanosomatidae
Source: the annotation of a GenBank genome assembly